Molecule: messenger RNA, 1910 nt
Organism: Ceratosolen solmsi marchali
Lineage: Eukaryota; Metazoa; Arthropoda; Insecta; Hymenoptera; Agaonidae
Product: U3 small nucleolar RNA-associated protein 6 homolog
Exons: 9
Coding region: 35-1855 (606 amino acids)
Biological process (GO): maturation of SSU-rRNA from tricistronic rRNA transcript (SSU-rRNA, 5.8S rRNA, LSU-rRNA)
Cellular component (GO): small-subunit processome; Pwp2p-containing subcomplex of 90S preribosome
Molecular function (GO): protein binding; snoRNA binding
Source: RefSeq, a predicted model, not a curated record
UUUAGCUCAACUUUAUGAAUCAAUAUUAUUUACGAUGGCUGAAUUUGUACAAAAAAAAGUAGAGGAUAUGCGUCCUGUUCUUGAACAAAUGAGAAAGUUAAAAUUAUUUAGUGAACGUGAAAUUUGUGAAAUAACAAAAAAAUUAAAAGAAUAUGAAUAUAAACUUCAAAGACAUACAAAAUCAAAAGAAGAUUUUUUACGAUAUAUCCAGUAUGAAAUGGAUUUAAUGAAACUUGUUAAACAGCGUAGAGAAAGAUAUGGAAUUACACAAAUGAAAUCUGAUAUUGAUUUUACAAUUGCAAAUAAAAUUAAUCAUUUAUACAAAGAUGCUAUUUUAAAAUUUCAAGAUGAUUUACGAUUUUGGAUUGCUUAUAUGAAGUUUUGUAAACAUGUUAAAUUUCAUAGUUGUAUUAGUCGAAUGAUUGGUAGAAUGCUUUCAAUACAUCAAGAUAAGCCAAAAUGUUGGCAUAUAGCAGCUCUUUGGGAAAUAGAAGAGAAUAAUAAUCAACAAAAUGCAAAAAAUUUUCUUUUAAGAGGUUUACAUUUCCAUCCGGAUUCAAAGUUACUUUAUACAGAUAUUUUCAAAUUAGAAUUAGAUUAUGUUUUUACCAAAAAUAAUAAAGUAAAAUCAAUAGAUAUAUCUACAGUUAGAACUAUUAGAAAUAAUUCAAAUAUUCCUGUUGAACUACAAAAAGUUUUUAUUAUUUAUGAACAAGCCUUCAAAAGAAUUAGAGAUAUAAAAUUUAUAAUUGAACUCUUGAAUAUUACACAAGGGUAUGAUAAAACAGAAAAAUUACAACAUAAAAUUGUGAGUGACAUGGUCAAGGAAUAUUUACAUGAACCCAUGAUGUGGGAUACAAUGGCCCAUAGAGAACUUAAAGGUUUGAUUCAACCAUCAUUGGAAACUGACGAAUCGUCAAUGGAAAUUCAAACUUUAAAACAUUCUUCAUUGCGUGAUCGUAUAAGUAACUGUUAUAAAGUUUAUCAAACUGCAGUAAAAAAAAUUAAAACAGAAGAAAUGUGGUCAUUGUUCAUUGAUUGUAUGCUUGAAAUAAACCAAGAAACGGACACACUUCCAAAUUUCAAGCGUAAACUAUUAAAAAAUGUGUUAUUACAAUGCCAUCAAGCCAAAAAAUUGAAGGAGAAAUAUUAUUUAAAUUGGAUUGAUAUGUUAAAUUUCGAUAAAAAUAAUCAAAAUAGUAAUACACAAGGUAAGUUAUUUGAAAUUCUUAAUUGGGCUACAGAAGCUUUGCCAGAAAGUGAAAGUCUUUGGCAUGCUCAAUUACAUUAUCUUCUUAGCACUAAUCAAGAAGAACUAGCAACAGAAAUUUUUAAUAAAGCAAUAGAUAUCUUAGGAAAGAAUUCACUUCCAUUGUUCAGAUUGAAACUACUUCAUAUACAAGCAAAAAAUCCUGAAAAUUUGGAAAAAUUUUUUCAAGAUGCAUUAAAAAGUGAACCAAUUAUCAGUAAUUAUAUUAAACCAAUUUAUAUUGAAUGGAUAGUGCUUACUAAAGAUAUACAUAUAGCUCGUAGGAUUUAUGAUAAAUUAUGUCUUCAUCCACCUCCAUGUAUAGAACUUCAUAAAAAAAUGGCUGCUCUUGAACUUUUACAACCUGAUAUUUCUUUGCAAAAUGCUCGAAGACCACAUGAGAUGACAACGUUACAAUUUGGUAAAGAGAAUACAGAUGUUUGGAUGGAAUUUAUAAAUUUUGAAAUGAAGUAUGGAGAAGCUAUAAGAGUAUCUAAUAUAUACAAUAGAGCUGUAAAGACAUUGAAACCUAAACUUGCAGAUAAUUUUAUAACAGAAUUUAGUUUAAUCAAAGCAAAUCCAGAAUUACUUGGCAUUUCACUUUAAUGUUUUAAUAAAUUAUAAUUAUGAAAUUCAAAUUUCAAUAAAUAUAACAUUACAA